Messenger RNA from Penicilliopsis zonata CBS 506.65, 303 nucleotides. RefSeq lists its product as hypothetical. Bases 1 to 303 code for a protein of 100 amino acids. NCBI's taxonomy places the organism in Eukaryota, Fungi, Ascomycota, Eurotiomycetes, Eurotiales, Aspergillaceae. The transcript has 2 exons. The record is from RefSeq and is a predicted model, not a curated record.
AUGCCGCAGCAGGCGUGGUCCUCCCGACUCCUCGCUCGUGACCAGCAGCCACCCGCGGCGCGGCUGCUGAUUGGCUGCGGCGCCAGUUUCUGUUACGUGUUGCCACGGUACGGCGUGGCCUCGUGGAUGUCAGAUGAUCUGGCCAGCCCGUUAAAGCGGCCGGCAGAGCUGGGUGUGGGCAGCGAGAGCCUCCAGCCAAUCACCACACAGCCUCGAGCCACCACCGCCAGCUGGCCACCGCAGGGGCACCCACCGCGCUGGAGCAGCCCGUCGGUUUCCCGCGCUGCUUUAGGGGCGCCCUGA